AUGGCCUAUGACCGCUACGUUGCCAUCUGCAGACCCCUGCACUAUGGGACCCUCAUGGGCAGCAGAGCUUGUGUCCAAAUGGCAGCAGCUGCCUGGGCCAGUGGUUUUCUCUAUGCUCUCCUGCACACUGGGAACACAUUUUCAAUACCACUCUGCCAAGGCAACACAGUGGACCAGUUCUUCUGUGAAGUUCCCCAAAUCCUCAAGCUCUCCUGCUCAGACUCCUACCUCAGGGAACUUGGCCUUCUUGUGGUUAGUGCCUGUUUAUUCUUUGGGUGUUUCGUUUUCAUUGUGGUGUCCUACGUGCAGAUCUUCACUGCUGUGCUGAGGAUCCCCUCUGAGCAGGGCCGCCACAAAGCCUUUUCCAUGUGCCUCCCGCACCUGGCUGUGGUCUCCCUGUUUGUCAGCACUGGCCUGUUUUCUUACCUGAAGCCCCCCUCCCUCUCCUCGCCAGCUCUGGACCUGGUGGUGGCUGUUCUGUACUCGGUGGUGCCUCCAGCAGUGAACCCCCUCAUCUAC
Messenger RNA from Dromaius novaehollandiae (emu), 519 nucleotides. Its product is annotated as olfactory receptor 14A16-like. The record is from RefSeq and is a predicted model, not a curated record. Gene Ontology annotation, biological process: G protein-coupled receptor signaling pathway. Gene Ontology annotation, cellular component: membrane. The annotation marks the transcript as partial. NCBI's taxonomy places the organism in Eukaryota, Metazoa, Chordata, Aves, Casuariiformes, Dromaiidae. Gene Ontology annotation, molecular function: olfactory receptor activity; odorant binding. The transcript has a single exon.